Molecule: messenger RNA, 2486 nt
Organism: Priapulus caudatus
Lineage: Eukaryota; Metazoa; Priapulida; Priapulimorpha; Priapulimorphida; Priapulidae
Exons: 4
Coding region: 105-572 (155 amino acids)
Biological process (GO): positive regulation of voltage-gated potassium channel activity; regulation of synaptic transmission, cholinergic; sleep
Source: RefSeq, a predicted model, not a curated record
CACUCCCCAUUCCUCAGUACCUCAGCUCAGUACCAAACACAUGAUCGUACAAAGACAUUUUUAUUUCACCCGUAAAGUCGUGUUACAGAUUUUCUGAAUUGAAGAUGACGCCCGUAUAUUUUGUCGCGCUUUUAGCAUUUAGCCUGCACACAACUACCGUCGAGGCCACCAGAUGCUAUGAGUGUCAAUACUCCAAUCAUCCCGGAGGGGACCUCGUCACCUCACUACUGUCUGAUACAUUCAACAACCUCGGCUUGAACCUUAAUCUGGACAAUUCAACAUCAUCGGAACAGUGUGCAGACAAAACGACCCUGAUGCCAGAUGAUGACUCGAAAACUGUUAACUGUGAAGGUGCAUGCUACAAGUUCAAGUUCAGUGAGGAUGAUAAAACCUGGGUAGCCAGAGGUUGCUUCCAGAUGCCGGUAGAGGAAAAGUGUGAAAAGCAAAAGCAGCAGGAUGGAGAGGUGUGGACAUGCGUAUGUUCUGGUGAUCACUGUAAUGGCGCAAUCGCACAUAGCUUCACCCUAGCCGCCCUUCUGCUGACCUUGUUCAGCACAGCUCUGCUUCUCUAAGUUUAGACAUAAAUGUGGGAUGAAAUCUUGAGAUUGUAGCGAACCGUCGCAUGUUAAAUAAUGCUGCAGUGAACAUAAAAAAUAGUGGCUUUCAACAGUACCACUUAGUUUCUUGUAAACUUUGUACACGUCUCACAAAGACUUCCAAAUGUAUCAGUUUGAUGGGCAUAAGACAGAUGCUCUAAAAUGUGGGUUGUAAACAGUAGGUUGGUUCAUUUGCCUAAUCAAACAUAAUUUGUGAGAUCAUAACUGCAAUAACUGAAACAACACAUGUAUACAGCAAUAUUUAGAUCUUCUAUCCCACUCUGGGAGUUUUAUGGGUGCAUAAUAUCAACUCUCUGGUUAUCAUUUGUGGGAUUUACCCAUAGAUGGUUCUGUAAAAUCACAAUGAAAAUUGUCAUGGUGUUGGUAGCUCAUGUGACAUUAUGCUUCGUAGUUGUUGUUUUCUAUGGUUUGGAAGUAUUGAUCUUAGUGAGACAUAUGUUUGUAUCGGUUUUUGUGUGAAUACAUUCGUAGGUUUAAAGAAGGAACAGCUGGUCAUACUUGGUGAUAUUUCAAUUUAUUUUGGCGCCAAAUCGUGUCUAUUUAAGUUAAUUCAAACAGUUCAAACGUUUUUCCGAUUUUUGUAACAUUUAUCAACUGGAUGCAUAAUUAGUGAGCUGAAGUUUGAUUUGGAGGUUGUCUAUUUUUAUAGCCCCUGACAUUAAAAUAUUAAUUCAUAACUCGUUUGAUUAGGUUGUGUGUGUUUCAUUAAUGGCUGGUGUAAUAGGGCAAAGAUAAUGCCAUACGUGUUUUUUUGUGUUCGAAUAUGGUACUAAACGAUUUUAAGAAUUGAACAGAAAAGCUGUGGUAGAUGAAAAACAAAUGUUCUUUAUCAUUGCCAUUGAAACUAUCUGUAUUCUUAUGUGUUUUGCUAAUUUGGUCCAUAGACUGUUCGUCUGCCCAUCGAGCUGUAUUCAUAUGAAUAUAUAGAUGGUUUUUCAACACUCUUGACAGUAACAUUAUGCUGAUUAUCAUGACUAAUGUAACGGUAUUAUAGUUAUUGCUUUGGUAUAUUCUAUCAAAGAUCAAGAUCAGGGCUAUGCAAUUGAAGACCUUCCCUGUGAUUCCUCUUACAAUAGUUUGUCGGUUACACUUGUUGGCAUCAAGCUACACAGCCAGCUCUUCACACCACAUUUGUCACCAGUAGUCGCAGGUGUGGUAUUCAUUGUAUUGUAUUAAAUUCGUAUUUAGUUUAUAUUAAGUGUAGGUACGUAGUGUAUAACUUGUUAACGUGAUUAGUUUGCAUGCACGUGUCGUUAGUUGUUUUUGUGUUUCAUAUAACGUUACAUACACACGAGAGAGGAGAGAGCGAGAGAAAGAUUGAAAAACAAACAAAAAAUUACUUUACUACAAUAUUAUAGCCCCUGUUGACCAGUUUGGCCCGUAUGGCCAAUUUUAGUGAUAGUAAUAUAACGGGUAAUAGCACUAGGUGAUAACACCAGGUGAAUCAAUUACACCCUCUACCAUUCCAGCAUGGAUUUAUUCUACGUUCAAAGUAAUUGUAGUGAUGUUAGUAUUUGAUAGUAUUUCACGCGCACACACGCACACCUACACGCACGCAUGCACGCACGCACGCACGCGCGCACACACACACACACACACACACACACACACACACACACACACACACACACACACACACACACACACACACACACACACACACACACACACACACACACACACACACACAACACACAACAGAUGUUAGAUAAUAGAAUGACCAUAUGUAAUGUGUAAAAUGUGAUUGAUGUAAUUUCAAAUUUGAUGUGUUUUUGUGUGGGUCAGGGUAUUUUAAGUCAUAGUAUCACAGUCUGUACCCUUUAAAGUUAGAAUUCGAUGGGUGUUUUAAAUAAAAUGUUUCACCUGAGA